UUGCUGUUGUCGUCAGUAGUCUGCUUCGGCAGCGACUUGUCAACAAUUUCGCCGCACAAGAAGAAAGAAAACCAACAUCCUAACCAAAAGCAUCCGGGGAAAUUCGCCAAACAGCCCUGGAGUCAGCAGUGUAUUGUGACUAUAAGCUGCGACAGUGGAUGGACUGGUAUACCUGAUGUCCGCUAUGACGAGGCAGGAAGUUCAGGAGAUGGUGGUGGAGGAGGAGAUGAUGAUGAGGACGGUAUAUCCUUCCUCAAACUUUUUAAUGAUUCCAAAAUAGCUAAUGAGAGUGACAAUGACCAACUAUCAAAGUCCCUGCUCUAUAGCUUUUGCCUUAAAAGUGGUGAACACGAUGUGGUCAAGUGGAGAGCUGUGUUGCAAAAUAGCUUUCUUUAUGUAGAGGUUCCACAUGGAGAGAUUGCUCCUGGAGGCAAAGAGUGUUUUGUAUCACUGCUGGAGUAUGCAGAGGAACAUCUUGACUGCACUCACAUAUUUGUUGGUCUACUCAAGGAAAGAGAAGACAGAGUGAGUCUGAUGCGCACUUUCAUGUUCAUGGGUUUUGAGACAGUGAAGCCAGGUCACGAAUUGUGUCCAGAUAGUCCACACUUCAUCUUUAUGGCUUACACUAUUGAAUAGCAGUUGUGCCCAGGCCUUCCACAGGCUACUGUUUGCAUGCAAUACUUUUACAUUGUACUUAGUUAAUACUAAAUUGAUUUAAAAAUUAAAAUGUCAAGAUUUGAUGUGGGCUCCCCAAAUUUCAUAGUUUAGAGAUAUGAAAGGGGAAAUCUGUGUCUGUUUGGGACAGUACUCAAACCACAUAGACAUUGUAUGGAUUGAGAAAAGAUGGAAAGAGUUAUUUAGCCAUUAAUUUUUACUUGAGUUCGCCAAUUAUUUGGCUUGGUGUAAACUGGUUUUGGAAGCUUGUAGUUGCCUCAAAAAUGAGUGUAAGGUGCUCAUAAAUGUAACACAUUUAACUUUUUCCAUUUCUCAUUACAGACCAUCAAAUGGAAUUUUUUUUAGUAGUCCAUUGUAAGAAAGUGAUUUUGCCUCUUUUGGCAAAAUAUGUUAAGAAACUAUGGGGCUUAUUUGUCCAUAAAUCUGGUAACAGUUUAGUAUUUUACAGUGUGAAUGAUUAUUAGUUAUUAUGCAUGAUAAUUCAACUAUUGAACAGUUUCUAGAGAUUUUUCUUGCUGUAGCUGUAUGGUAGAUUCAAAUGACAGCUUUACUCAUACAGUCCCCCUUUCUCCACCUAGCUACCAUUAGUUGUCUUUCUUUUCGCAAGAAUUAUGAGGGAAAACAUUUUUGUCUUAAACAUAUAGAAGUCUUUGAAAAGACAAUUUGAUAAAUAUUGUUGUUAAGUUUGAUGUGUUGUGGAUGCUCUCAUUAGGUGCAGCUAAGUGUUGUUUUGAUGUAGGCUUGCUCAGUAUUGAUAGGUUGGGGUGCUCAUGGUGAGAUAAUGUCAUGUUGAUUAUGAGUUCAACAAUAAAGUCAUGUGAAUUGGA
Molecule: messenger RNA, 1502 nt
Organism: Pocillopora verrucosa
Lineage: Eukaryota; Metazoa; Cnidaria; Anthozoa; Scleractinia; Pocilloporidae
Product: ornithine decarboxylase antizyme 1-like
Biological process (GO): positive regulation of protein catabolic process
Cellular component (GO): cytoplasm; nucleus
Molecular function (GO): ornithine decarboxylase inhibitor activity
Source: RefSeq, a predicted model, not a curated record